Molecule: messenger RNA, 3460 nt
Organism: Drosophila hydei
Lineage: Eukaryota; Metazoa; Arthropoda; Insecta; Diptera; Drosophilidae
Gene: Sap-r
Exons: 7
Coding region: 262-3150 (962 amino acids)
Biological process (GO): sphingolipid metabolic process
Cellular component (GO): lysosome
Source: RefSeq, a predicted model, not a curated record
GCCGAACCUCCAGCACUGCGACUGUGUGAAAAACUAUCGGCUUACUUUGUGUAGGCAUAUCGAUAGAAUUUUUUUGGUUUGCGAACUUGGUCACACUGCAAAUUAACAAAACCAAAGCAAACGCAAUUCGUUUUCCUCAUUAAUCAUCAAAUAUUCAUUCAGUGCAGUUGCAGUUGCAGCUGGAGUGUUAAAAGAGCAAGUAAAAGUUAAAUUAGCCCAAUAAUAUACACAAGUGCUAAUAGCACACACCUACAAAACAAGAUGCGUAACGCAGGCCUUUUGGCCAUUUUGGCUGUGUUUGUUUUUGGCGUUUGCGUCUCGUCGACGCCAAUUGCUGAGCAGCCGCUGCUUGGUGCCAGUAAAUGCACCUGGGGCCCCUCCUACUGGUGUGACAAUCUUAGCAAUGCAAAGGACUGCAAGGCUACCCGUCAUUGCAUUCAGACCGUGUGGGAAAAACGAAUAGUGCCCGUUGACACCGAUUCCAUUUGUCAGAUAUGCAAGGAUAUGGUAACACAGGCGCGCGAUCAGCUGCGCAGCAAUGAAACCGAGGAGGAGAUUAAAGAGGUUUUUGAGGGCUCUUGCAACCUGAUACCCAUCAAGCUAGUGCGAAAGGAGUGCAUUACCCUGGCUGACAACUUUAUUCCCGAUCUAGUCGAGGCGUUGUCCUCGCAGAUGAAUCCCGAUCAAGUUUGCUCUGUAGCUGGUUUAUGCAACAGCGCUCGCAUCGAUGACUUGCUGCAUAACGCAUAUCAGGCAGCUCUGGACGGCUCGCUUAAGGAAGAGCAAGUAGUGGUCGAUAAUAAUGAUAACAAAAAGGUGGUCAACAAGGAGACCGACUUGACACAGCUCUCCUGUGGAAAUUGCAAUCUGCUCACUCGCAAGAUGCAGAGCAACUUCGAGUCUUCCAAUCGCGACAACAUGGUGGAGCAACUGCUGCACUGGUGCGGCACCAUGUCCAGUUUCUCCGAUGGCUGCGCCAACUUGGUACUGACCUAUUUCAAUGAUAUGUACGAGCAUGUUCAGCAGCAUUUAAAAACAAAUGGUCUGUGCCAUUUGUCUGGCGUGUGUGCGGCCCGUUACCAUCAACACGAGGAUGAUGUGAAGGAACCGGAAGCACUGACUACUCUGGAGGGCGUUGACGACGAUAUUCCCUGUGCGCUGUGCGAGCAGCUCGUAAAACAUUUGCGUGAUGUACUUGUAGCAAACACCACAGAGACGGAAUUUAAGCAGGUUCUUGAGGGCUUCUGCAAACAGUCGCGUGGCUUCAAGGAUGAGUGCAUAAGUAUUGUCGAUCAGUACUAUCAUGUCAUCUACAGUACAUUAGUCAAUAAUCUGGAUGCCAAUGGCACUUGUUUCCUCAUUGGAGUUUGCCCCAAGGGCCUGGAUCUGACCCAUGAUGCGCCCAUUAUGCCGUUGCUGCCAGCUAUUGCACCCGCCGAGGUGCACGUCACUAUCAAGAAGUUGGGCGCCAACGAGCCCAAAUUUAGCCAGAAAGAAAUUAUGGACAUGCAGCUGCCGAUUGAUCAUUUGAUGGGUGCCGCCAAUCCUGGCUUGCUUGUGCAGGGUGGUGAAAUGUGCACCAUCUGCGAGUAUUUGUUGCAUUUUAUACAGGAAACCCUGGCCACGCCUGCUACCGACGACGAAAUUAAGCAUACUGUCGAAAACAUUUGCACUAAGCUACCACACGGAGUGGCCGGUCAAUGCCGCAAUUUUGUGGAAAUGUACGGCGAUGCGGUCAUUGCACUGCUUAUCCAGGGUCUGAAUCCGCGCAGCGUGUGUCCCAUGAUGCAGAUGUGUCCACGCAACGUUGAAAAUCAUGAUGAUAUCGAGGUAUUCCACCCACAAACGGUAUCCAGUGAUCAACAGGACAAGCCAACAUGCCCACUUUGUUUGUUUGCCGUUGAGCAGGCUCAGAUAAAGAUACGCGACAACAAGUCCAAGGAUAAUAUCAAAAAGGUUCUUGACGGCCUCUGCACGCAUCUACCCAACAAACUGCGUGACGAGUGCGUGGACUUUGUAGACACCUACUCCAAUGAGCUUAUUGACAUGCUUAUCACUGACUUCAAGCCAGAAGAGAUUUGUGUACAGCUGAAAUUGUGUCCCAAGACCAAGGACUAUUUGGACGAAAUGGGCAUCAGCCUUUUAGAUAGCGUAGAAACCGAUAAGUCGUCCAAUAGCAACAGUGAGGAUAUGGAUGCUAAUGAAAUCGACUCCAGCAACGAGAUGCCCAUACAGAUUACUUUUGACAAGGACUUCGGCGUUGCACCGAAUUGUUUGCUUUGCGAAGAGGUGGUCAAAACAGUGGAGAAGAGAAUCGGAAAGCACGCUACCAAGUCAGAAAUUAAAGAUGCCCUAGAGCACUCCUGCGAUAAGUUUAAAAAACCAUUGGCCACCAAGUGUCAUAAAUUCAUUGACAAGCACGGUGAUCAGAUUGCCGACCUCCUACUGAGGGAGAUGGAACCCAAAAUUAUUUGCACUGAGAUUGGCAUGUGUUUGGGCGGUGAGCAGGAGGAUCUUGAAAUCGAUGAGGCCUUGAAAUACGAUGUAAUUGUGAUGCCCAAGCACCAGGUCGAUAGGCUGUCGCGUUUGGAGUCAACUAAGGUUGAUGAACCGCCCACCUGUGUACUGUGUGAAUUUGUAAUGACGAAACUGGAAACGGAGUUACGGAACAAAACGGAACAGGACGAAAUCAAGAAAGCCAUUCGCGUAGUUUGUGAACGACUGCCUAGCACCAUACGCAAGCAAUGUGACACCUUUGUCGAUGGCUACGCCUCGGCCAUUAUUAGUCUGUUGAGCAAGGUGCCACCGAAAGAGGUGUGCCAGAAACUGCAGCUCUGCUUUAGCCAAGCCGUCACCGACGAUGUGAUUGAGUGUGGUGUUUGUCAUGGCGUUGCACAAUCCCUGUUUCCCUUCUUCCGUUCACAGAAGGAUCAUGAUAAAAUGACCACACAGGACAUGAUCUCACAAGCCUGCGAGGACUUGCCAGCCAAGUACUACAGCAUUUGCUCCCAAAUGAUCACCAUUUAUGGCUACAGCAUUAUGAAUCUGUCCGAGAGUCCUUAUGUCGAUUCGUCGCACGUCUGUGCUGAGAUAGGCAAAUGCUUCGACAACGAGAAGUCCGCAUUGGCCUUUGCCAGAAUUUCAGCUUAAAAUGUUGUAAACGCAACGGCCUUGUGAUGUGUCGCAAAGAAGCGCCACGAUUUAUAUAAAUAUAUAUUAUAUCUUUACUUAUUUGCUUACAUGUUUUAAUCCAUUGUGACUGUAAAUGAUCUGAAAUUACUUACUCUUCUCCAAAUUUAUAAUUUUUUUUUCACAUUUUCAAUUACUUUACAUUGCGCUUAAGUCGAGAAAGAAAUUGUAGGUGAUAGUUAAAAAGAGAAUGCGAGAAUUGUAAUCGAUUGAUUUUAGCAAGGAAAUGCGAACGGGCUUAAAUUAAAUAAAAAUUGUAAUUGUAAACACG